Messenger RNA from Cooperia oncophora, 369 nucleotides. NCBI's taxonomy places the organism in Eukaryota, Metazoa, Nematoda, Chromadorea, Rhabditida, Trichostrongylidae. The record is from the annotation of a GenBank genome assembly.
AUGGUGCCAUGUUUCGAUGAGCCGGCAUUCAAAGCACAAUGGACGGUUACUGUAAUUCAUCCGGCAGGAACCACAGCUCUGUCCAAUGGAAAAGAGAGAAGUAGCGUAAGUGAAUCUGGCAGUGCUUGGGUGUGGACGACAUUUGAAACAACUCCAAAAAUGUCGACAUAUCUUCUUGCCAUUGCUGUUGGCGAAUUUGAAUAUAUCCAAGGGUAUACCAAGGAGGGAGUAAGAUUCCGAGUGUGGUCACGUCCAGAAGCGAUUAAUAUGACGCAAUUUGCGCUAAAAGUCGGCGUCCAAUGUCUGCAGUUUUACGAGGAAUACUUCGAUAUCAAAUUUCCACUACAAAAACAGGGUAGGGUGCGCUAA